Molecule: messenger RNA, 3552 nt
Organism: Orbicella faveolata
Lineage: Eukaryota; Metazoa; Cnidaria; Anthozoa; Scleractinia; Merulinidae
Source: RefSeq, a predicted model, not a curated record
AUUUAAAAACAAAUGGUAUAAAAGUAAAUACAUGAUCCAGUACGCGAGUACGCAUUGUGGACCUAUUUUUCGAAAGAGAGGUCUGGUGACGAGUAAGUUACAAGCAAUCAUCACGGGUCUAAUAAAUAACCGUGCAUAAAAAUUAAUAUUUCUUUUUACUUGUCAACUUAGGCACGUGCAAAUUUCGGAGCUGUGCGUGUAUAGCUUCAAGGAUUUGACGAUUACAGGAUAUAUAACAGGAUUUGUCAACUCCGUAUGAAAAUGAGGACUGUUUUACUACCUGCUGCUUCUCUUGUUGUUCUUGCCGCAAUUGAGUCUGUCGUUUUAGCUACGUCUAAAUGGCCUGCUGGAACAUACGGGUUACCGCGCGCGCAAUCUGGCUGUCCAUCAUCCAAUCAAUUUACGUGGCGCACAGGAUGGCGGUACCAAGACACAGAGGAUUUUUUACCGAGCAAUGCUCGUUCAAGUAAUUUUCACCUUGAUGCAAGUGUGGACAAAAAUAAUCUGAAGCGAUCGUUUUGUAUGAAAACGGACACAUCUGCUGACACAUCAAGAACUAUUUGGCCAAAAGGAAAAUACUGUAUUUACAAGAAAGGUUCUUGCCCCAAGGGCCUGAAAUCAGGUUACAUAACAUGGGACGACGAAGACUGGUUCAACAAGAAUAACAAAGGUGGAGUUCUCCCGGACGGAGUCUACGACAAGAACACUAAACUCUACUACUGCUGCAAAACGGACGGUAACAAAGCAGAACCGAUUGAGCUACCAACAAGCACACCUUUCUUCCUUGUGGCGUACGAAUCAGCCGCAUGCCAACAAGUAAAGUGGGCGCAAGCGAGCUCGGAAUGGAUUCGUUUUGAUACUGAGGAGGACGGUGAUGGGUACGGAGGAGCGUAUCCUUACGGAGCUGGGCUGAAUGAUCACACCAUUCAUUACUGUUACUAUACUAGCUGCAACUACACUUUGGCCCAAUCCACUGGCUCGUUCCAGUCUCCCAAUUAUCCAAAUUCCUACCCAGCAGGCCAAUAUUGUUCCUGGAAGAUAAAGGUUCCAGAAGGAUUGCAGGUGGUGUUAAAGUUUCCUAAGUUCUCACUCCAGAAAGGACCAGGCACUGAUAAUGUUCAACUGUACGACGGGAAAAACGAGACCUCGCCCUCCCUGGGCGUGUACUCAGGUGAAACGAAUCCCCCACCCUCAGGAGUCCGUUCCUCAUCCAACGAGUUAUUUGUCAUUUUCAAGACUGAUAGCAAGAAUAACUUUGCUGGAUUCCAGGCCUCUUAUUCAGCGCAGAAACCAACGCAACCUCCAACAACUAUCAAAACAACGACAAUUUUUCGCACAACGAAAGCUACCACACCGUCUGCGCAAACAACGACAGUGGCAAAUACACCAGCUGGAACCAAAACAACAGUUAAACCCACUGAAACAACCCAAGCCACCACCACAGUCAAAAGCUCCACAAACCAAGCACAGACAACUAACAAGGGGCAGACAACCCAAACCGCCACUACAGUCAAAAGUACUAUAGAAAAUGCACAGACAACCCAACCCAUUACUGCUUCUACCAGCACGGCAGGAAUUACGAAAAGUACUAAAAGUACGACGAAGAAAAUCACAACAAAGGAAGUUGAGAGAACCACCACCAACAAAGAAACCGAAGAAAGCAGUAUUUCAUCAACAUCAGAGGCAACAGAUGGGCCCUCUAAGAAACCUGCCAAUCACACAACUGUUUACUCAAUGGAAACAACAAUCGUCGUAAAUACAAAGACAGAGGCUACCAAUGAACCAACACACACCAGGCCCACAGAAUAUAGACCCUCGACAAUUGCCCCUCUAAGAAAUGAGUCCUCAUUUGGGUUUCGUAAAACGGAAGAAGGUGAAUCAUCCAAUGUAGCGUUGAUACUAGUUCCAGCGCUUUGUUUCCUGCUUCUGGUAUUGUGUCUUUUGAUGUUGUUCCUCUAUCGCAAGAGGAAUCAAAGAAGAAAAGAUAAACUAGACCGCGAGCAGUUUGUCUACUAUGAGAGUGCAGUACCGGCGCAAAAAUCUAUCACCCACCACCGUUUGCUGUUUAAAACAAAUGUUUACCUCACGUUAUUGUCGUUGUCGUUGUUUGUCAUCUCAGGCUGCAACUACACUUUGGCCCAAUCCACUGGCUCGUUCCAGUCUCCCAAUUAUCCAAAUUCCUACCCAGCAGGCCAAUAUUGUUCCUGGAAGAUAAAGGUUCCAGAAGGAUUGCAGGUGGUGUUAAAGUUUCCUAAGUUCUCACUCCAGAAAGGACCAGGCACUGAUAAUGUUCAACUGUACGACGGGAAAAACGAGACCUCGCCCUCCCUGGGCGUGUACUCAGGUGAAACGAAUCCCCCACCCUCAGGAGUCCGUUCCUCAUCCAACGAGUUAUUUGUCAUUUUCAAGACUGAUAACAAGAAUAACUUUGCUGGAUUCCAGGCCUCUUAUUCAGCGCAGAAACCAACGCAACCUCCAACAACUAUCAAAACAACGACAAUUUUUCGCACAACGAAAGCUACCACACCGUCUGCGCAAACAACGACAGUGGCAAAUACACCAGCUGGAACCAAAACAACAGUUAAACCCACUGAAACAACCCAAGCCACCACCACAGUCAAAAGCUCCACAAACCAAGCACAGACAACUAACAAGGGGCAGACAACCCAAACCGCCACUACAGUCAAAAGUACUAUAGAAAAUGCACAGACAACCCAACCCAUUACUGCUUCUACCAGCACGGCAGGAAUUACGAAAAGUACUAAAAGUACGACGAAGAAAAUCACAACAAAGGAAGUUGAGAGAACCACCACCAACAAAGAAACCGAAGAAAACAGUAUUUCAUCAACAUCAGAGGCAACAGAUGGGCCCUCUAAGAAACCUGCCAAUCACACAACUGUUUACUCAAUGGAAACAACAAUCGUCGUAAAUACAAAGACAGAGGCUACCAAUGAACCAACACACACCAGGCCCACAGAAUAUAGACCCUCGACAAUUGCCCCUCUAAGAAAUGAGUCCUCAUUUGGGUUUCGUAAAACGGAAGAAGGUGAAUCAUCCAAUGUAGCGUUGAUACUAGUUCCAGCGCUUUGUUUCCUGCUUCUGGUAUUGUGUCUUUUGAUGUUGUUCCUCUAUCGCAAGAGGAAUCAAAGAAGAAAAGAUAAACUAGACCGCGAGCAGUUUGUCUACUAUGAGAGCAAUCCGAAAGUAGAGUCUGUUGACAACCCUCUGUAUGAAAGGGAAAGUGAGUGCGCUGUGAAUCCACUGUAUUAUGCAAAGCGUCAGGUCACUGAUUUUUACGCGCAACCGAGCACCCCAUCUGAACCGGUGAUGACUUUGCAGUUCCAAGAUCUGACCGAAUAUGGGGAAAACCCUCUGUAUGCUUUUGUUGCAGCUUCUUCUAACGAAAGCUCUGCCUAAAGAUGCCUUUUUGAUGCAAGAUGAUUCACUCUUACUGUGAAAGCGACUUUGACGACUUUGAUGUUUCAUUUUCUACUCCUUUUAUGAACACGAAACAAAACAUGGAUUUGUCAAAUAAGAGAGCCUUUUAGCAAA